CAAAUCAAAUUUUCAACCAACAAUUAUCAGCUUUGUCCUACGAACUUUCUAGAAUCAUCAUAUUAUAUAUAAACUCCAAGAAUAAUACAUGAACACUUUCAUAAUCUAGGGUUCUUCUUCUUCAAUUCCCGCACUCAUCAUGUCUCACAAUCGCAUCACCACCGAUUCCCCUCUCUCUCGUCGCAUAGUUCGUUCUUUCCUCCAUUUCCUCAACCAUGUUGAACCUAGCCAUGGUGUUGAUGCUGAAGGGAUUGAAGUUGCUAAGGAGUGUUUGGUAGAGGCUUUUAAGAUUAACAGUUCAUCUUCUGGAACUGGUGAUCCUGAUUCAUUGAUUGACAUUUUCAAGUCAUUUGAUUCAAACAAGCACUGUGAUAGAAGUAAGUCAGAUUCUGUGAAAGCUUCAAGUUCUGCACCGAGUGCUGCUGAUGAUGCGUCGAAAUCCAUGGAUGAAGAUUGGAUGCUGGACCCUCACAUUUCCGUGUCUAAAGAUGAACUGUGUGGACAAUUCUUUGCUGUUCUGGAGAAAAAACGGUAUUUCAGGACCAAUAUUGAUGGAGGUGAUGACAUUGUGCGAUUGGAGAAAGCAUCUCGCUCAUUCGAUGAUGGUUUUAUGGAGAUGGAAAGAUCUGGGUGUCGGCAGUUUAAUUUGAAGAAUUUGUCUGAAUCACUAAAAUCACUAGGUAACAAGGCAAUGCAAUCCAAGCGAUACUAUGAUGCAAUUGAGUUGUAUACUUGUGCAAUUGCGAUAUAUGAAAAGAGUGCUAUUUACUACUGCAACAGGGCAGCUGCUUAUACUCAAAUUAACAAAUAUACAUUGGCAAUCCAAGAUUGUCUUAGAUCUAUCGAGAUUGAUCCGAACUACAGCAAGGGAUACAGUCGUCUGGGAUUUGCUUAUUAUUCACAAGGAAACUACAGAGAUGCUAUUGAUAAAGGGUUUAAAAAAGCCUUGCAAUUGGAUCCCAACAACGAGUCUGUUAAAGAAAAUAUGAGGGCAGCUGAGGAUAAAUUGAUGGAAGAGGGACAUCAUGCAGAUCACAAUCAGAAUUCAAGAUCAUCUCAAGAAUUCCAAAACCAUUCUGCAAGGGGAUCAAGAAGCCAUGCAGCUCCGCCUCCAUUUGCCUCAAUGCCAUUUAACCCCAGCAACCUCGCAAGCAUGUUCACGGCGGCCACAAAUGCGUAUCAGAGGUCACAUCCUCAGGAAAGUCAAGAAGAUGGCAAUAGUAGUGAAGCUGACGAACCCGGAAUUCAAUUUGGGGGCCAUGUUGAUUUAAACUCUGUUCAAAUCCCUCAGGAACUAAGUGGUGUCCUUCAAAAUGUGAUGGGGAUAUUUUCAGGGAAUGCACCUCCUGGCCAACCACAUGAUCAAAUGAAUGAUAGAACGCCACCAAACUAAGCUAUUUAAGCAUUCUGAGGCUGUAAAGACUCUCCAAUUACAGAGCUUCGAGUUACUAUCGUUUCACCGAGGCAACCAUACUUUUACAGGUUACAUAUCUUGCGGCUUGGAUGUGUAGUUUACUAAAGCGCAUUAUUGUGACUUAAGUUGGAUGAUUAUUAAUUGCAAUCUGUUUUGUAUAUACUGUGAUGCAAAAUUUCUUGUGGAUCUGACCAAGAUAGAUUUACAAGUUGAAUGAAUAGGGAGGCUGUUAGAGCAUGGAAGGUAUAAUGCUUCUAGUUUUUUGGUAAAUAUUGACCUAGAAUUUGGUAUUAUGUGGGGAACGCACAUUUGAGUGCUUGUCUAAACUUCAUAACAGAUCAUAUUUGACAGUCCAUUUAAGUUAUUUUCUAAACCUGCGAUUAAAUUCUGA
Trifolium pratense (red clover) is the source of this 1805-nucleotide messenger RNA. Its product is annotated as small glutamine-rich tetratricopeptide repeat-containing protein. Gene Ontology annotation, cellular component: TRC complex; membrane. The transcript is spliced from 10 exons. Gene Ontology annotation, biological process: post-translational protein targeting to endoplasmic reticulum membrane. Gene Ontology annotation, molecular function: protein binding; molecular adaptor activity. The record is from RefSeq and is a predicted model, not a curated record. The coding region runs from base 140 to 1393 and encodes 417 amino acids. Lineage: Eukaryota; Viridiplantae; Streptophyta; Magnoliopsida; Fabales; Fabaceae.